UUAGAGUCAGAGGUCCUAUGGAAGAGAAGGAGGAAAAGCGAUGCUGGCAAGGGCUCCACAGAGCAACAUUCCUGACAGCUAUGCUGCUGCUGCUGCAAGUGAAGGGGGUGAAGACUCUGAAGGGCAGUGUGAGCCUGGACAGUGACAAGAGUCAGAAAGACAAAAUGUUCUCUGAAGACCAGGACGAGGAGGAGUAUGAAGAACAAUUUGUGGCUUCAUCAGAGGGUGAGCAGUGGCAGGUGGUAGAUAUGGCCCAGCAAGAAGACUCGAACUCCCGGGCAACAACUAUCCAGGACCACCUCUUUGAUCUAGCCUUCUGCUCCAACCUGGCCAGCAUGGUGAUUUUUUUAUGAGAGACUUUGAGGUGGAGGCAGUAGUCUGGAUCCUUCAUGAGGACUUAGACAUCUACCUCCCCUUCCUGAUUGCUUACUGACCUCCUCAAAAUGCAUACCCUGUUCCCUGUUUCUAAGAAGCACCUGGCCUUAGGGUGUAUCACUAGCUUUCCCAACUCUCAUAUCCACUACUUAAUUGCCACCCCAACCCAGAAUUUCAUGUCCCAGGGCCAAAGAUACCAAACCCACACCCUUCCCUCUUAAGCUUUGUCUGAAACAGGGAGGAGACAGUGACAAUAAAGUAGCAAUCACAAUAAAAUCCUGAAAGCAGU
This is a messenger RNA of Arvicanthis niloticus (Nile rat), 664 nucleotides long. It is a transcript of the gene Sofu1, whose product is annotated as LLLL and CFNLAS motif containing 1. The record is from RefSeq and is a predicted model, not a curated record. Gene Ontology annotation, biological process: fusion of sperm to egg plasma membrane involved in single fertilization. NCBI's taxonomy places the organism in Eukaryota, Metazoa, Chordata, Mammalia, Rodentia, Muridae.